AUAAUUUUCAAUAUGGCCACUGCUAUGAGUGGAGUUUUCUGAAAUAGUUUAUGAUUUUGAUUAAUUGUUUUGUACGGGUAUUUGUACUUUGCGAUAUUUAAUAAUUUUUGAGGACUGAAUCGAGUAUUUUUGUGAAAAAUAAUAAAUAUGAGUGCUCCUUUAUUUGCAUGUUCGCGAUGUUUCGCUCGUUACCCUUUUGAGGAGUUAUCCGCAGGUCAACAACUUUGUAAAGAAUGUCGCGGUGCAUUUCCAGUAGUGAAAUGUACAUAUUGCCGGUCGGAAUUUCAACAGACAUCAAAGGGUAGUACUAGUGCAAUUUGCAAAAAAUGCGAACAGAAUGUUAAGGCUUAUGGGAAACCUACGGCCUGUGAAUAUUGUAAUAUUAUAGCAGCGUUUAUCGGUAACAAGUGUCAAAGAUGCACAAAUUCUGAAAUUAAGUAUGGUCCUCCUGUAAAUUGUGAACAGUGCAAGCAAAAAUGCGCCUUUGAUAGGCAAGAUGAUGACAAGAAGGUCGAUGGCAAAUUAUUGUGUUGGUUAUGUACUUUAUCAUUUAAAAGAGCUCUUGCAAAGACUAAACAAGGAGAUGCAGAGAGGAGAGCUCAGCUUAAAAUGUCACAAAUACAUAAGAAACACAAGGAUGGAAAACUACGUGGUCACAACAAGAGACCUAACAGACCUGAUGUUACUAAAAUGCCAGUACCCGACGAGCAGCCACCAAAUAAAGUGGCUCGUAAUAAUACUGCCCCAGGAAUGGUAAGAACUGAUCUGGAUCCCAACAGUUCGGAUCAUGUAGUCGCAAUGACUCAGCUUAAAGAACAGAUUGCCAGCCUUAAAAAGCAAAUUACGCAAAAAGAUUCUCAGCUUUUAGGAAAAGAUAAAAUGAUUACUGAACUGAAAGCGAAACAUUUUACUACAGAAUCUGAAUUGCGGGUAAAAAUGAAGACUAGCCUAAAAGAACACGAAGACAAAGUAGACACGCUGAAUAAAAGAAUAUCGGGCCUAUUAAAACAGGUCGCAGGUCUUUCGAAAACGGCGAAAAAGGGCUUAAAAGGAGAUUUAACAGUUACUUCAGAUGCGAAUAAUAGCAGUGGAACAGACAGUCCCAGUAUACAAUAAAUUGUUAUUCUUUAUAUGGUAAGGAAGAAAUUAAAUUAAUUUUGAUAUUCACUUUAUAUUUUAUAAAAAAAAUCAAUGUCAUUAAGCGCUUACUAAAGUCUUUAGUAAGAAAAAUUGAGGAUUAGAAGUGUCUUAAUGUAUUUAUUUAAGUGUUCUUAAAUUAUUUAUUUUAUUGAUAUAUUAAUAGAAUUUUUGUCGUUCGUAAAAGUCUGCAUAGAUUACCAUUUAUCUGAAAUUAUUUCCUAAUUUAUAAUAAUUGAAGGUUUGACGAUAUACCAAUGAAAAAUAAAAAAUAGAUUAACACCAAAUAGUAAGCAACAAAUAGAAAUAUAUUAUUGAGUUAUCGAAAAACAUAUCUGAACUUUGUUCAGAUGUCAUUUACGACCGAUCAAAACAAUGAUCGUUUCUGGCAAAAGCAUAUGUGCAAAUAUCUCACGUUCCAGUAUAUCACAAAUCUUGACAACAGUAUCGAUCUUGCUUUUCAAUUGACUGUUUCGUUGUUUUUGUACGUUUUGCAUCUAACAUUAAGUGUAUUUUUUGUUAUUUAGUUUGAAGAAAUUAAAUCACAGCCUAUUCAGCACCAGCUAGCUUAAGUAUUCGCUUGUCACCUACUGCGAAUCUCCAUACAAAUGAUCGUCAGCUAGCUGCUUAUGAAUAAGCUGGAAAUAAAUUAACGUGUAUUUUGAGUGGUACAAUAAUUAAGAAAGAAAGAAAUAUGUAUUUUUAUUUGAUGUGCAUCCUUAAAAUACUAUCUAUAAUUAUUUGCCGAAAAAUAAAUUAAAAUACGGCCUUUCUUCAAGGUACACGUGACUUUUUUCAAAUCGAGUAUAAAUGAAAUGGAAUAUAAUAAUAUUGACUCAACAUGCUCAAUAAGAAAAUAUAUAACGUU
Sitophilus oryzae (rice weevil) is the source of this 2005-nucleotide messenger RNA. Its product is annotated as protein FAM76A. The record is from RefSeq and is a predicted model, not a curated record. NCBI's taxonomy places the organism in Eukaryota, Metazoa, Arthropoda, Insecta, Coleoptera, Curculionidae. The transcript has 5 exons. The coding region runs from base 148 to 1116 and encodes 322 amino acids.